AUGCCGGCCAACUCCGUGCCAGAGCUCCAACAGAAGCUCUUUCGACGUAUGGGAAUUGAUGCUCCUACGCCAGGUUCCGGCCAUCAAGGGCAUUCCGGCAAAAGGACCACCAAGCCCGUGUCGCGCAAGGACGAGCGCAAGGCGCAGCGCGCGCAGAAGAAAUCGCAACGAUACUCUCGGCAAGAUACGUCGACCAGCAUCAACCGGCCCGUGGCGCAUCGCGCUGCAGAAGUGACACGCCCCACGCAUGUCGUACGGUCAAAACGGGGACAACCGCUGCCCCUGGGCAGCGAUGAGGAAGAUGACGACAAUGAACCCCUCCGAGACGAAGACGGCUCUGAAGGGGAGGUGGAAGACGAUGACAGCGAUGAUGAAACCAGCGCGGGAUAUACAGACGCCUCGCCGGAACCCCCGACAGGCACAGCUACAGGAGCAAGUCUGAAUGCCGCCGUUCGGGAAAAGCUUUCACAGGAUGAUGCCGAAAUCGAAGACUUUGAGAGAAAACUCGGCAUUAAAAAGGGCCGGAAGUCCCUCCCGAAAUCAUUCGCGGAUGAUGGGCUGGACGAUCUCCUUGGCGAUCUCACGGCAAAUGCAUCAGAAAGCGAGGACGAGGGUCGGAAACGAAAGAGAGACUACGAAGACUGGCUGACCUCAAAGAGGAGGAAAGCUACCACUCAACCCGCAGCGGGCAUGGGGAGUGAUUCAGAGCAGUCGUCAGAGCAGUCGUCAGACGAUGAUCAGACCCCCGAGGGGACCGACGACGACGACGACGACUUCGGAAACCGCGUGGAUUCCUCCAAGGCAGAAUCGCGGCAUCGCAAACUGGACGCUUCCGACGAGUCGUUCGAGGGGUUUGGAUCCGAAGCCGACGACGCAUCUGAGCCCAUGGCACGGAAAAGAGAAAAUCCUUACGUUGCCCCGACGACAGGCGUGGUGGUCGCCAAGUACGUGCCUCCGUCCAUGAGGAACGCAUCCGCGUCAGGAGACGAAGCCAAGGGUCGAUUGCGAAAACAAAUUCAGGGGCAAAUCAACAGGCUCACAGACAGCAACAUUUUAUCCAUCGUCGAUGCGAUCGAAGGUUUCUAUCAGCGAAACGCGCGUGGCGAUGUAACCGAGGUUCUGACAGAUGCGAUGAUGGCGCAGAUUUGCAAACCUGAAGCUCUUCCGGACCAGUUCCUCGUACUAAUAGGCGGACUCUGCGCCGCCAUGUACAAGAUCGUUGGAUCCAGCUUUGGCUCGCAUCUCAUUCGCCGCAUCGUCAACGACUUUGGGAGCGAGUUUGAGAGAGCCGACAGGGAAAACAGCGAAGAGUCGAGCAUACGGAAAGAGGCUUCCAAUAUCAUGACAUUCCUCACCCAGCUUUAUGUUUUCGAAGUGGUCAGCUGCAAGAUCUUGUUCGACUACAUGGAGAGGUUCCUCGAGGAUCUGUCCGAGAUGAACGUUGAGUUGCUACUCAGGGUUUGCCGCAUGGCCGGUAAGCUGCUGCGUCGAGAUGACUCGCAAGCCUUGAAGCACGUCUCCAGUGCUCUUGGCAAGGCCGUCUCCAAGAUUGGCUAUGCCAACGUGUCGGCUAGGACCAAGUUCAUGAUUGAAACGAUCAGCGAUCUCAAGAACAGCAAGUCCAAGGCCAAAGGAAUAGACUCUGGCAUCGUUUCCGAGCAUGUGCUGCGCAUACGAAAACGGUUGGGCGAGCUCAAGUCGCGGUCGCGCCGUCUUGAAGGCCUGGCUCCCAUGGGCAUGAGCUUGAAAGACGUCGAGGGAUCUGACACUCAAGGCAAAUGGUGGCUUGUUGGCGCCAGCGUGCCUACUUACGUUGGAGCUGCUGAAAGAGCUGGGAACGUCGCGCGGGGCCGUAGAGGUAGUGACGGCAACGUGUCUGAAGACGAUGAGGACAUGGAUUUCGUUUUGCCCGAUUACCCAAGAAAGGCACGCGCGCAAGGCUUCAGCACGAUGGCUCAAAUAUCCAUCUUCACAGCACUUCUGUCGGCAAACAGCCACGAGCACGGAUACCAACAGUUUGUCAACCUCAAAUUGAAGAAAGACGAGCAGCUUGAGAUUGCGCGAGUUCUCGUGCAGUGCGUUGGCAGCGAGGCACAAUACAACGAUUAUUAUGCCUUGGUGGGAGGACUAGCAUGUCAGAACAGCAGGGUCCGAUUUGCACUCCAGGACCGACUGUGGAAGAUCUUCCGCGGCCUCGGAGAAUCCCUUUUUGGCGAGGAUGGCGACGAAGAAGAGACCGCAGACGGCGAGAGGAUGAAGGAUGAGCGGCGAUCGGCCAACGUCGCCCGGUUCUACGCAUCGCUAGUGGCCGAUGGGGCGCUCAGCAUCGCCGUCCUCAAGCCCCUCGAGCUUCCCGAGGUGAACCGCUGGACCGGCGCAUUCGUGGAGAGAUUCCUGGUCACUCUGCUGCGGCACUGCAAGGGCAAAGACAGCAAGGAGGAUGCCAACGUGCUUCGGGUGUUUGGCCCGGCGCGAGAGACCCCAACAUUGGCCGCGGGCAUACAUUGGUUCCUGAGGAAGCGAGUGCGACAAUCCAAGCUGAUUGGUACCAAAGAUGGCAAGAAGCUGGAACGCGUAAGGCAAAGGGCGCAGGCCGUGGUGCAGGCCGUGGGCAUUGAGGACUAG
Purpureocillium lilacinum is the source of this 2625-nucleotide messenger RNA. RefSeq names its product suppressor of glycerol defect. Gene Ontology annotation, cellular component: nucleolus. NCBI's taxonomy places the organism in Eukaryota, Fungi, Ascomycota, Sordariomycetes, Hypocreales, Ophiocordycipitaceae. The record is from RefSeq and is a predicted model, not a curated record. Gene Ontology annotation, molecular function: protein binding; RNA binding. Gene Ontology annotation, biological process: ribosomal small subunit biogenesis.